AUGAUGCAGCUGGUGCGCCCGUGUCCAGGCGCUCCCACGACGAAGACGUCCACCGGAGCACCGAGACUGUUGGUGCUGUUGUUGCUCGCCGCGGCGACCUUAGCUGUCGUCGCGGCGGCUGCUUCUAACAGAGGGAUGCCUCCAAAAAAAAGAAAGCAAUGGAAUGCAGAAGCGAUGAAGAGGGCAGUAGAAGCAGUUAAGAACAAGGAAAUGGGAACUCUCAAGGCGUCUAAAGCAUUUGGCGUGCCCAAAAGCACACUGAUUGAUUAUGUAAUAAACUGGCUGAGGCACUUUAUUUUACACAUAAAACCUAGCGAAUCCGAACAAGUUGUCUUGAUAUUAGAUGGACACUAUUCUCAUUCAAGGAAUAUUGAUGUUAUCAACAUUGCCAGAGAUAAUUUCGUCCAUAUUAUCUGCCUACCUCCCCAUUCUACAAAUAAGUUACAACCACUCGAUGUCUCCUUUAUGUCACCUUUCAAAACUUAUUAUGCUGCUGAAAUUGAAACAUGGCUUAGAGCAAAUCCAGGGAGAGUUGUAACUUCUUAUCAAAUAUCGGAACUAAUGGGAAGAGCCUAUUUAAGAGCAGCGAGUUGUGAAAUUGCAGUGAAUGGUUUUAGAAAAUGUGGAAUAUUACCAUUCCAACCGACAAUUUUCCGAGAUGACGAAUUUGCCAUCCAUUCUUCAAAUGAAAGACAAUCAGUCGAAGGAGAUAAUGACGAAAAUCAGAUUGCUGUUUAUCCUGCUGUUGCUGAAAACUUAAGAAAAGAAAGAGAAACUACACCACCCAUUUCGACACCUAAGCUCGUUGUACCUCAGGAUAUUUGUCCUAUACCUAGCCUAAAGACAAAACAUCAGUCUCCAAGGCCAGGUUGUUCGGGUGAAGCUUCUAAAAAAGGAGAUAAACGUGGUUCAACAGCUAUCCUCACUCCUACGCCUUAUAAGACAGAUUUAGAAGAGAGCUUGAAAAAAAGAAAAAAGAUCACACCGAAAAAAGAUAGCCUGAAUCAAAAUAAAUCAAAACUAAAAAACGAGAAGGAAAAAGUUAACAAUAAAAAAUCGAUCCCAAAAGGAAAAAAAGGAAGAAAGAGGAAGAUAAGCUCAUCUAGCAGUUCUGAUAGUGAUGAAAUUCAAUUGGUAGACACGGAUGACGACAUGGACCAAGAUGAUGUCGAUGUGGAAUGCUUUUAUUGUUCCAACUGGUUCUCUGAAGAUAUUUCUGGAUCCAAGUGGGUCCAAUGCAUGAAGUGUCUGCAUUGGUGUCACGAAGAUUGCUCAGAUAUAGGCAAGGAGAAAUCAUGUAUUUGUGAAUUAUGUUUAGAUGGAUAA
Acanthoscelides obtectus is the source of this 1326-nucleotide messenger RNA. The record is from the annotation of a GenBank genome assembly. NCBI's taxonomy places the organism in Eukaryota, Metazoa, Arthropoda, Insecta, Coleoptera, Chrysomelidae.